This is a messenger RNA of Magnolia sinica, 1346 nucleotides long. RefSeq lists its product as uncharacterized. Bases 677 to 1177 code for a protein of 166 amino acids. The record is from RefSeq and is a predicted model, not a curated record. The transcript has 2 exons. Lineage: Eukaryota; Viridiplantae; Streptophyta; Magnoliopsida; Magnoliales; Magnoliaceae.
GUAAUUUUUCGAGGCCAAACGGGGCUAUAAAUCCAGGUAUUGUGUGGAUCGCAAUGGCCAUGAGUUCCUCCAUCAUCGUUGCCAUCGCCGUCUGAUGGUUGGGCUGAGGGCAGAGGUGAAAUGACAGACUCCUUUAAUGUUACAUCAACACCGACCCAAUCACCCAUAAGAACACCGCCGGUUCCCACUCGAAGUUCUCCGCGUGGGAAGACGGUGAAAUCUCUAGCGGAGCCUCUAUCCAGAGCCGCAAAGAUCAAAUGGACUACUGCUAUGGAUUAGAUUCUGUUCGACACAUUUAUCGAACAGGUUGCAUUAGGGCGUAGAGCUGAUAAUGGUUUCAAGCGUGAGGUAUACCAAAUUGCUGCUGAAGAAGUUACUAAGCAUACUGACGUAGCCGUCCAGUGGCAAAACGUGUCGAAUCGGUUGAGAUAUUAUAAAAGAGAGUAUAAUGCAGUGAAAGACAUGCUAGCAGCGAGUGGGUUUGGUUGGGACAAUGAGAGGAUGGUGGUCACGGCUCUAGAUGAAGUCUGGGAGGAGUAUCUUAGGGUAAGUUUUACUGAUUUUUAAAAUCCCAUCAUACAUCUCUAUGUAGUUUUAGCCCUUAAUUACAACUGACUUAUUCAUAUGGCAGUCUCACCCACGUGCCGAACGACUCUGAGGGAAACGCAUCAAAAGGAUGGAUGACCUUGCAGUAAUUUGCGGAUCUGACCAGGCCACCGGACGCUAUGUGCAAGGCAGUAGGAGUAUGGCUGCAUCAGCAUCAUCUUCUCGUCUUCAGCGAGAUCUUAAUGAAGAAUGGAGAGAGGUUGAUGAUAUGGAUGAUACUAUUGACUUAUCAGAGGAUUAUGUAACAGACUCUACAGGGACCAUUCCAUUACCAUCAAACAGUCCUGUGAUGGGACAUCAUGAUUCCCGCAGUACUCCCACUCACACUUCUGAUUUUGAUGUUAACCGAGGAGGGACAGGUACACGAAAACGUUCGCGCCCUCCUCGUCCCUGUGAUGUACUGGGGACCUCUGUGCAGUCCUUAGCCGACUCAAUGAUGAAAUUUGGGCUUGGCGAAGAGGUCAAUCGCACAAGCAAGGUUCUUGAUGUGUUAGAAGAGGUGAAAGGCCUGACCAGCUCUAAAUUUCUUGAAGUUGGUCGGAUCCUGAGUAAGGACAAGUCACUUGCGUAGUUCUUUGUCAGUCUUCGACCCGAGCGCCGAAUGGAGUGGUUAAAGAAAACACUCCGUGAUCACUUUGGUGAUGGAGGUGUUGGACCUGUCUGACAUUGAAUGAAUGGUUGUCUUAAUCUGUUUUUAAAAUUGGGCAUGUAAUAACUUUCUACUGUUGGUGUGUUUGGUU